Molecule: messenger RNA, 2506 nt
Organism: Melanotaenia boesemani (Boeseman's rainbowfish)
Lineage: Eukaryota; Metazoa; Chordata; Actinopteri; Atheriniformes; Melanotaeniidae
Gene: pamr1a
Product: peptidase domain containing associated with muscle regeneration 1a
Exons: 10
Coding region: 216-2378 (720 amino acids)
Biological process (GO): proteolysis
Molecular function (GO): serine-type endopeptidase activity
Source: RefSeq, a predicted model, not a curated record
AUCAGGACUCACAACGAAGGAGGAGAAACAAGAACCAUUUUCCAGACCUUAGUUUGUUUCAAUUGGCAAUGAAAACUUUGAAGCGGCUUUCAUAAAUGAAAACUUAAUGGAAGAAAUGACUUAAGGAUCCCUGUCCUUGAAGCUGAGAUUAGAAAAUACAUCACCCAAAGUAACAUUAGGUUUCAAACAGACUGGAGUCUAAGCUAGCAGCCAGCAUGCUCACUUACCCCACAAGGACCAUGCCCUUGUUCUCUUUUGCAGACUCUAAAUUCUUUUACUUCCUCCUAAAUCUCUGUUUCUGCCUAACAGGGUGGAUACAUGCUCUGACAGCAGGAAACUGCCCGAGCUCCAAGUGGAACGCCAUGUGUCGCCCAUGUUGUGAGUACCAUCUCAUUCAGUGUUGGUGUCCCUCCAAUGGGUUGCGAGUGGGCUACACCGUUCCCUGCUGCCGCGGUGCUCUGGAUCAGUGUGACCCCUGCAUCAUUCACCCAGGCUGCAGCCUGUUUGAGAACUGUAAAAGCUGUCUCAAUGGAACGUGGAGAGCAAAUGACGACUUCUUUGUCAAUGGAAAGUAUUGUACUGAGUGCCGUCAAGGCUGGAGUGGAGGGGAUUGUAAGACAUGUGGAGGCAUCAUUCAGCGAGCUCAGGGUCAUGUAGUCCUGGAGAGUUACCCAACAAACGCCCGAUGUGAAUGGAUCGUGCAAGUGAAGGAGGACAGCAUCAUCGAGCUAAGGUUCUCUGCACUCAGUUUGGAGUCUGACUUCAACUGUCGUUAUGACUAUGUUGAAGUGCGUGAUGGCGACGACUUGAGGGCCCCUGUGAUUGGACGGUUUUGUGGGGAUCAGCUGCCUCUUCCAAUCAAAAGUUCCAGAAAUGUCUUGCACAUUCUGUUUACUUCUGAUGGCUACAAUAGCUUUGAUGGAUUUGUUUUUAUAUUUCAAGAGAGUUCAGGCCACACAAGCCCAGUCCAGUGUUCCCCUCCCCCUAAACUGCUCCAUGGACACUACAGACCCGCUGCUGUUACAUUUGAAGGUGCAGAGACUGUUGAGUUUUUCUGUAAAAAACCCUACCUUCUGAUUGGAAAUCAUCAGAGUACCUGCCUUUCUGAUGGAUCCUGGAGUGGAAGGCCACCAAAGUGUGUGAGAGUCUGUCAAGAACCCAAAGUGUUUGGACUUGUGCGGCAAAGUGUUGUGAAACCACAUCUAUUGACAAGAGAGAUUUCAGACCAAAAACUCUCACCUAGAUACAACAUGCGCGACCUGUUGUCAGCUGGCUUUAUUCCGCUCACGUUCAGCAGACAGUCGAAAGAAGGGAGAGAUGACAGUGCUUUGGAGAAGAUGCCUCAAGGCUUUCACCAGCUCUACACUAGCAUUGAGUACACAUGUGCCUCGCCUCUCUAUCGCCACAUGGGAAGCUCGAGGCGCACCUGUCUGAAGACUGGCAGGUGGAGUGAGAGCCAUGUUUCCUGUUCACCAGUUUGUGGCAAAUUAAACACUUUUAGCAGGCACAACCUCUCAGACACUCAGUGGCCAUGGCACGCCGCCAUUUAUAUCCGCUUACCUCCUGAACAUACUACGAUCAGCCAAGCCGGCGGGACCGUGCUGGACCAGCAGGGGGCCUCAGAGGAGUCUACAUUCUGGUCCCUGGCUUGCAGUGGGGCUCUGGUUGCCCAGCGUAGAGUCCUGGUUGCAGCUCAGUGUGUAUUAGACAAGGACAAGCAGCAGGCCCUCCAUCCUGCUCAUGUGAAGGUUGUCAUAGGGAUGAAAUCGUUCAGAGAUCGGCCAAAGAACCUGCACCACCUCCGGGUCGCAGACAUUUUGUUCCAUCCAGAUUUUUAUUCUGCUCCAGACGUUGAUGUGGCAAUGCUCAAGCUGCAGGACAAGGCCAAGAUCAGUGAGCAUGUGCUGCCAGUGUGUCUACCAAAAAUCCAAGGAGGAGAGGUAACAGUGCAGGAGGCUUACACCGUGAAGUGGAUUCCACCAAACAACAGCAGGCACCUGAGCCGUCAUGAAACAUUGAGCCAGACAAAAGCAGUUGAGCUGAGCGAUGUUUCUCAUUGUGAAAGAGAGUUUGCUCAAGGAGGAGCACAUGCCACACUGAUUGGUGACAACUCACUCUGUGUCAUUAGCAAGCCAUCCAGUCCUCCAAGCCUGUGUCCCAGUCUUAUUCCAGGCAUCACAAUAGUGCCACCUGUAUUUUCCUUCACAGACCAGGGAGUCCUCACGGAUCAUGAGAAGAGCCAUAGAGUCUCUACCACAGGCUGGCAGCUGCUUGGUUUGGAGAGCUUCAUCUAUGAGAAAAACUGUCACCAACAGAGUUACACAGUUCAGACUAAAAUAGCAAACUUUCGAGAUUGGAUAGAGAAAAACAUUGAGUAGAUAUUUCCACAAUAAGUAAAUAAGAUUUUUUGUAUGCAUAGACACAUCAUGUGAUCAUGUUAACUGUUUUACUGUGUGCAUAAUGUUGUUUGUACAAUGCAAGAAAAUCUUCCAUGUUAAAAAAUAAU